Messenger RNA from Gigantopelta aegis, 1776 nucleotides. RefSeq names its product leucine-rich repeat-containing protein 74A-like. NCBI's taxonomy places the organism in Eukaryota, Metazoa, Mollusca, Gastropoda, Neomphalida, Peltospiridae. The coding region runs from base 1 to 1776 and encodes 591 amino acids. The record is from RefSeq and is a predicted model, not a curated record. The transcript is spliced from 12 exons. Gene Ontology annotation, molecular function: protein binding; calcium ion binding.
AUGACAACUGAAGAUGAAAUAACCUGUCUCUCACUGCCAGCGGAGGACGACGUUCUUCCGGUGAGUGCAGGUCGAGACCUGUCAACCAUCAGAGAGGCAGACGAGGGGGAGGUACCGAGACAGUCGAGUUCCAUGUCCAAGAGAACGCCGUCUUACAGAGGCAGUGCUAAGUUUCAAAGACGCCCUCUAGCGGAUCUUGAGGGUAUUGAAAGGGAAGCUCAAGAAAUUCACCAGAUCCUCAUUACGCAAUAUGGCUGCCUGGAAGACAGUUCGGACGACGACUCGUCGGUGCCGCUGUCUGAGGAGGAGAGAGAGUCGAGCGAAAACGAAGAUGAUUACGACACAGACCUCGAAAUGGACCUCGAUAGAUGGCUGCAUGCAGAGAGAAGUGAAUUUAAGGAUGAUAUGACGGGGGAGAAGAAGUAUAUAGCGGCGUGUGAGUAUAAUGGCGCACUUCCGGCAACAUACUUCAUCAAGCACAUUACUGAUCACAAAGUGAGCAUGAGGUUCCACGGGAUAGGACCAGCCGGUGCCAAAUCCAUGUGCGUCCCGCUAAAAACGAACGGCAAGAUUGAGAAGCUCGACUUAGAAGGCAACUGGAUUGAAGGUGAAGGUUGCACGUGCGUGGCGGAUAUGUUGAAGGAUAACAUAUAUAUCACCGAACUCAUUUUAUCAGAAAAUAAAGUGCGCAGUUAUGGGGCUGUUUCACUGUGUCAAAUACUCAUCAAAAAUGAUGUCAUAACAAAAUUAGACCUUUCAGGUAAUGACAUAAAAGAUGACGCCGCUGAACCAAUCUGUGAUAUGUUGAAGAAAAAUACGAGUUUAAAGCAUUUAUACCUGAGUCACAAUCACUUCGAGGAGGAAGGUGCACUCCAGUUUAAAGACGCACUCUCCACAAACGAGACGUUAGAAACACUCGAUCUCAGCUGGAACAUGUUCCGGACAAAAGGUGCAAUAUAUAUAGCAGAAGGCAUUAUGGAGAACUUUGGUUUGAAAACGAUGAAUUUCUCCAUGAACGGGUUAGGUCUGCACGGGGCUGAAGCGAUGGGGAAAGCUCUGAAGAACAACAGAACGCUGUUAAAUCUGGACAUCAGUUUCAACAGGAUACCCGAGAGAGGGUCUGGCUACAUCGCAGUCGGCCUGCAGACCAACGACAAUCUACAGACUCUCAAGAUUAGUUCUAACCCGCUGGGCAGUGAUGGAGCCUUGACCCUGCUGAUCGCCAUAGAGAGAAACGACUGCAGCGAACUCACGUACCUCGAGCUAUUGUACGUCUGGGUGAAGGACAACUUUCUGGACGCCAAAUCGAGGCUGGAAAAGGAACGUGAGAUUGCCAUCGUGCAUGGCGGGCUACUUCCGGAAGAAAACAAGCUGAAGAUGAAGAUCGGAGGUGGAGUUGAUAAGUGGUUUGUCCAGGACGCCAUGGGUUGCCUCAAGCAACACAUCAAAGCCAACAACUACAGACUUCUUGAUCUGUUCAAGGACUUCGACAAGGAUGGAAACAUGCAGAUAUCAAGGGAUGAAUUCUUCAAGGGUAUUCAGGUAGCCGGUCUGAUGCUGACAGAAGAACAGAUAGACGCGCUUAUGAACCACCUCGACAGAGACCGGAACGGACUAAUUGACUAUGCAGAGCUGAUAGAAGGAGACAAGGAAUAUCGAGCCAAUAUAAGAGCAGCUAAAGUGUCAGGGGAGAUAACUACAGAUGAUACUGAUGGCCCCGAAAAAGAAUCGAAUGUGUCUGUUCUUAAUAUGCUGGAUCAAGACUUCACGAAAUAA